Artibeus jamaicensis (Jamaican fruit-eating bat) is the source of this 1109-nucleotide messenger RNA. Its product is annotated as fibroblast growth factor-binding protein 1-like. Gene Ontology annotation, molecular function: growth factor binding. Gene Ontology annotation, biological process: cell-cell signaling. Bases 104 to 826 code for a protein of 240 amino acids. The transcript is spliced from 2 exons. The record is from RefSeq and is a predicted model, not a curated record. Lineage: Eukaryota; Metazoa; Chordata; Mammalia; Chiroptera; Phyllostomidae.
GGCCUUCCCUGUCUUGCACUACAGAUGAGACAGGUGCAAGCCUGCAAGCUCACUCCGGUGUCUGGAAUUGCACUCAGAACAAGGUUCCCACCAAACUGAAGACAUGAGGGUCCACAGCCUCACCCUGCUCUCCUUGCUCCUUCUGGCUGCUCAGGUGACCUUGGUGGAUGGCAAAAAGGAAGUAAAGAAUAGACGUGUCAGCAAAGCCACCACUCUGGGCGAGCCCCAGACUGAGCAGAGAAGCCAGCCACCCAAGUACCUGACCAAAGGCAAGUUUGUCACCCAAGACCAGGCUGACUGCACAUGGGUGGUGACUGAGAAGGAGAAGGGCGUUGUCCUGAAGGUUGACUGCACCCGACAUGAUGAGAAGUUUUCCUGUUUCUUUACUGGUGAUCCAACCUCGUGCCUGAAGUUGAACAAAAAGAGCUAUUGGAAACAAAUUGGCCGCAGCCUGCGCUCUCAGAGGGUCAUCUGUGGGGACUCCAAGAGCAUCCUGAAGACCAAGGUGUGCAGAAAGAAUUUUCCAGAAUCCAGUCUCAGGCUGGUGAACUCUACUAUGAUUAGGAAGAAAUCCAACCAGGAGUCCAUGGAGCCGUCGCUCAGCAAGCAAAGCGCAGUCAACGAGACUUCUCUUGUGGAGACUGGCAAGGUCAAAGAGAACACCCUCUCUGGCCCUGCAGAGUCCCAGACCUUGGGCUCCAGUGAUCCCGAGUGUCUGGAGGACGCAGACCUGAAACUGGAGAAGACAGCCAUAGAGUACUGUGGGGAGGACUGGAGCUCUUUCUGCAAACUCUUCUUCACCAUGGUGCAGGGCAAUUCAUGCUAAUGAGGUCAAAAUAGAACAGGGUCCCUUAGGCAUCAUGUCCAGCCCUUCGGGACGCUGUAAAGCUGCAAGAUCCCUGUGAGAUGAACAUUUGUGCUACAAGCAUGUGGGGGGAUUGUUUAAGCAGAUUUUGUAAUUUCUGUUUUGUGUUUUGGGGGUUGAUUUAUAUUCGCUUCCUUGGGUGUGGUUUUCAGCAGUUGUUUGCCUCACUGUGUUCAUGGCCCACAGAGCUGUGUGCACCUGAGCAGUGAGGAGCGGUCUUUGGGCUUGAAUGAGCUAGAGGGAU